GAAUGUAUUUUUACUUGGUCACUUGCUGAUGGAGGUACAGGUAGGUUGUUUUACAACGACGAUAAGGUAAAUGAGGUCAUUUCGUAUGUUUCUGGGUCGCAUUUUUGUCAACAAAGGCAAUAAACUCCACAAAGUUUUAUUCUUGUUAUCUCUUCUUUGCUGCCAGUUGCCACGCAAACUAACAAACAAAAUAUCACAUUGAGAAUUCGAAAGCAAAGGCAAGCAAGCAACCCAUUGCCUUCUCUUCUUCUUCUUCUUUAAAGAAAAAGAGAGAAAAAAAGAAGAAGAAGAAAAGAAUUCUAAUUAGGAAUAACGAAGGCCGCAAGCAUUCUCAAGACUUCCAGGGUUAUUUUGGAAUGUUUGCAAACUUUAAGAUUGUUUGAAUUGGAAGGGGACUAAGAGCAAGGAGGUUCUUGGUCCCCAAGAGAAUGAGUUGAAGAAGACCAAGAAAGUAGAGGAGAAUGAGCCUAGAACUCAAUUCCCCUUUUCUCGGGAUACCUCUGGGAAGCUCUUCAAAUGGUAAGAUAAGCAACCGGCAUUGCCUGGAUUUUAGUAGAGGGAAGCUCCUAAAAAGAGCUUUUCGCAAGCGUGUAUCUGCGGAGAAACAGAAUGAUUGGAUUGCUCAAGCUAUCAGGUUUUCGCAUUUUUGUGGGAAAAAUAUUGAAAUGUUUAGGAAAACCAUUGGGUUGAGAAAUGGGUUUGUUGCCAAAAGUGUUAAGGAGCCUUUUGCUGGGAGUAAAGCUCUAGUGAGGUCUUUGUCGCCGUUGUGGAAUGAAGGGUUACUCUUGGUUAGAUGCUCUGUUCUUGCUUCUGUUUUGUCUGCUGUGUGUUUAUUGGUUUGGUAUGGACAGAAGAAAGCUAAAGCUUUUGUGGAAGCAAAGCUUUUACCUUCAGUUUGUUCGGCGCUUAGUGAACAUAUACAGCGCGAGGUUGAUUGUAAGGUUAGGAGUGUUUCUCCAUUAAGUAUCACAUUGGAAGCAUGCUCCAUUGGGCCGCAUACUGAAGAGUUUUCUUGUGGUGAGGUUCCCAGUAUGAAAAUUCAUGUUCAGCCUUUUGCAAGUUUGAAGGGCAAGAUUGUAAUAGAUGCAGUUUUGUCUCAUCCUAGUCUAUUGAUUGCACAAAAGAAGGAUUAUACUUGGCUGGGCCUACCUUUUCCAGAAGAUGUUCUACAAAGACAUUUAUCAACUGAAGAAGGGAUCGAUUAUCGUACUAAAAGCAGGAGGAUUGCAAGAGAGGAAUCUGCCACUCGCUGGGCUAGAGAGAGGGAUGAUGAUGCUAAGAAGGCAGCAGAGAUGGGUUACAGUGUUUCUGAGGGAAUAUCAGAUAGAUCUGAAGAUGAUACUGUUAAAGAGAUAGGUUCUUCUGCUGAAAUAACAAGCUCAAAGUCAUUUUCUUGCUUGGAUGAGAAGAUGCAUCAGAGGGAUCAUCAUUGCGUGGACACCAAUGUUGAUUAUGAGACGAAACAUGCUGAAUUGGAGAAAUCAUUUGGUGUGAAAAUUCCAGGUUCAGGGCUUACGUUGUGGCCAAAAGUUAUCAAAGGGUCUAAAGGAAACAAAUUCAAGAAAAAGUUUAAUGGGAGAGAUACUUCCUCUGCUGGUGUUGCUGCCAAGAGACGAAUACUUGAGCGCAGUGCAUCUGCAGCGGUUGCAUAUUUUCAUCGUAUAUCCCUAGGGGACUCUUGUGAUCAUUCAGGGGCAUCUGGAAGUUAUGAUUUAUCGGAUCUUAAUACCCAGUUGUUGAAAAAUAAAGAUGAUUCUAUUGCUGAAACUUCUGUUAACAUUAAUAGUGGUGAAGGAAGUUUACUCGCUUAUAACCAGUACGGGAAACAAUGUGAAGAGACAGAAAACCAGUCUAUUAAUGAUAAUGCAACUCUAGAAAAUUUCAGUAUCUUACGUGACCCAUUUCUUAUGACUCUUGAAAGACUUAGCUGUGUUAGGAAAAUUGGCAAAAAUUCUCCAUAUGAUGGAAAUGCUGCAGCAGCUGCUAAAACAAUGAAUUCUAAAGUAUAUGGUGAAGAUUUGGUUUUUGAUGUUGAAAAUAGGAAUAUGGAUGAGGAUGGGUCCGAGGGUGAAAGGAGUCAUGCAUCUCCUUUUACUUCCAUACUGUCUGAUCCCACUCCAGCAUACCAUUCAGUUACAUUUUGGCCUUUAGGCUUGAAAUUUAGCUUGCCUUCAUUUCCUGCCAACACGGGGGAACGGAUUUCCAAAUUUUUAGCUGAAUCCUUCCAAAAGCUUAAAUUUGGUGUGGCUCCAAAGCUUGAAGAUAUUGUUGCAGAACUUGUUGAUGAGGUAGAUGUGGCGCAAACUGAAGGCAUUGAGAAGAUGCUUCCAGUUAUUGUGGAUUCCGUCCAUUUCAAGAGUGGAACACUGAUGCUGCUAGCAUUUGGUGACAGAGAGCCCAGAGAGAUGGAGAAUGUCUAUGGAUAUGUGAAAUUCCAAAACCAUUAUGGCCUUGUGCACGUACAACUCUGUGGUAACUGUAAAACUUGGAGAUCAGAUUUGGUGUCUGACGAUGGUGGCUGGUUGUCUACUGAUGUUUUCAUUGAUAACUUAGAUCAGAAAUGGCAUGCAAAUUUAAAUAUUUCCAACCUCUUUGUUCCGCUUUUUGAAAGAAUUUUAGAAAUUCCAGCCACAUGGCUUAAAGGAAGAGCCACUGGUGAGGUUCACUUGUGCAUGUCAAGGGGGGAGACAUUUCCUAAUCUUCAUGGACAGCUUGAUGUGACAGGGUUGGCCUUCCAGAUAUACGAUGCUCCAUCAUGGUUUUCUGAUAUUUCAGCAAGUUUAUGUUUCCGGGGUCAGAGAAUAUUCCUUCAUAAUACACGUGGCUGGUUUGGUGAUGUUCCUUUAGAAGCUUCUGGAGAUUUUGGCAUCCACCCUGAGGAAGGAGAAUUCCAUCUAAUGUGUCAGGUUCCAUGUGUCGAAGUAAAUGCCCUGAUGAAAACCUUCAAAAUGAAGCCUUUGUUGUUUCCGUUGGCUGGUUUUGUGACUGCGGUGUUCAACUGUCAAGGUCCACUGGAUGCCCCUAUUUUUGUGGGGAGUGGAAUGGUGUCUAGAAAGAUAUCUUACUCUGUUUCUGGUCCCUCAUCCUCUGCAUCUGAAGCAAUGUUGAAAAAUAAGGAGGCUGGUGCAGUGGCAGCAUUUGACCGUGUUCCAUUUUCAUAUCUGUCUGCUAAUUUUACCUUUAACACAGACAACUGUGUUGCUGACUUGUAUGGAAUUAGAGCUAGUCUUGUGGAUGGUGGGGAAAUUCGAGGAGCAGGAAAUGCUUGGGUUUGUCCUGAGGGUGAGGAAGAUGACACAGCAAUGGAUGUAAAUUUCUCAGGAAAUUUGUCCUUUGACAAGAUUAUGCAACGAUAUAUACCAGGUUAUCUUCAUCUUAUGCCACUCAAAUUAGGAGAUUUAAGUGGAGAGACAAAACUUUCUGGAUCACUUUUGAAACCGAGGUUUGAUAUCAAGUGGACUGCACCAAAAGCUGAAGGAUCAUUUAGUGAUGCUCGGGGAGAUAUAAUGAUUGCACCUGAUUGUAUCACUGUUAAUUCUUCAUCUGCUGCCUUUGAUUUGUUUACAAAAGUUCAAACUUCAUACCCUGAGGAACUGGCUAAACAAAAGGAGUGCAGUGAGAAUAUCACCGUGCCAUUUACUGUUGAAGGAGUGGAGUUGGACUUACGUAUGCGUGGUUUUGAGUUUUUCAACCUGGUCUCCUCAUAUACUUUUGAUUCUCCAAGGCCUACUCAUUUGAAAGCAACAGGAAAAAUAAAAUUUCACGGAAAGGUUCUGAAGCCUUCUAUUAUAAGCGAUGAAGCUGUUUGUCCUGAGGCUGAGGGGGAAUCUGAGAAAAUGAUGGAUAAAAUAAGCAAAAAGAGUCUUGUUGGUGACUUGUCGGUCUCAGGUCUCAGACUGAAUCAGUUAAUGCUGGCACCUCAGUUGAUUGGGCAGUUGAGCAUCUCUCAAGACUCUGUCAAGUUAGAUGCCAUAGGUAGGCCAGAUGAAAGUCUUGCAAUUGAGGUUGUGCAGCCUUUACAAUCUGGCUCUGAGGAGAACUUGCAAAAUGGAAAACUAUUCUCCUUUUCUCUUCAGAAGGGGCAACUGAAAGCUAAUAUUUGUUUACGCCCACUUCAUUCUGCUACUUUUGAGAUACGCCACUUGCCACUUGAUGAAUUGGAGCUUGCUUCACUUCGUGGAACAAUACAGCGGGCUGAAAUCCAGCUUAAUUUCCAGAAAAGAAGAGGUCAUGGUGUUCUAUCAGUUCUUCGGCCUAAAUUUAGCGGUGUGCUUGGUGAAGCCCUAGACGUGGCUGCUAGAUGGAGCGGUGAUGUUAUUACACUUGAGAAAACUGUUUUAGAGCAAAUUAGUAGCCGGUAUGAGCUUCAAGGUGAAUAUGUAUUGCCCGGCAGCCGGGAUAGAAACUUUUCUGAAAUGGGAAUGGAUGGUUUGUUUAAAAGAGCAAUGACAGGACAUCUUGGUAGUGUCAUAUCUUCUAUGGGAAGGUGGAGAAUGAGACUUGAAGUUCCCAGAGCUGAGGUUGCUGAGAUGCUUCCACUUGCUAGACUCUUGUCUCGAAGUAUAGAUCCUGCUGUCCGUUCUAGAUCAAAGGAUCUUUUCAUUCAAAGUUUGCAGUCGGUGGGAGUAUAUACUGAGAGUCUUCAGCAUUUGCUUGAGGUAAUACGGGGUCAUUAUACUGCAUCAAAUGAAGUUGUUCUUGAAGACAUAAAUCUACCAGGUUUAGCUGAACUUAAGGGCUGCUGGCAUGGUUCUCUUGAUGCAAGUGGGGGAGGCAACGGAGAUACUAUGGCAGAAUUUGACUUGCAUGGGGAGGAAUGGGAGUGGGGAAGUUAUAACACUCAACGUGUAGUGGCAGUGGGUGCAUUCAGUAACGACGAUGGUUUGCGUCUUGAGAAAAUUUUUAUCCAAAAGGAUGAUGCAACAAUCCAUGCUGAUGGAACUUUGCUGGGGCCAAAAACCAAUCUUCAUUUUGCUGUUCUAAAUUUUCCUGUUAGUCUAGUUCCUACCAUAGUGCAGAUUAUUGAAUCAUCUGCCACUGAAGCUGUUCAUUCUUUGCGACAAUUGCUGGCCCCGAUUAAGGGUAUAUUAUACACAGAAGGAGACCUCAGAGGAAGUCUUGCAAAACCAGAAUGUGAUGUACAAGUAAGGCUCUUGGAUGGUACCAGGGGCAUUGAUCUUGGGCGUGCUGAAGUUGUUGCUUCCCUGACCUCAAGUAGCCGCUUUCUGUUCAAUGCCAAAUUUGAACCGAUCAUCCAAAAUGGCCAUGUACACGUACAGGGAAGUGUUCCUGUUACUUUUGUCCAAAAUAGCGUCUCUGAGGAAGAAAUAGAAAUAGAAACAGAACGUAGCGAGGAAACUUUUGUCCCUGGCUGGGUGAAAGAAAGGAGUAAGGAGUCAACUGAUAAAACUAGUGAGAAGAAAACCUUCCGAGAGAGAACAGAAGAAGGUUGGGAUGCUCAGUUAGCUGAAAGCCUUAAGGGUUUAAACUGGAACAUCUUAGAUGUAGGAGAAGUUAGAAUUGAUGCUGAUAUAAAGGAUGGGGGCAUGAUGUUGUUGACAGCAUUAUCUCCUUAUGCAAAUUGGCUUAGUGGCAAUGCUGAUGUCAUGCUUCAGGUUAGAGGCACUGUUGAACAACCUGUGCUUGAUGGAUCUGCAUCAUUCCAUAGGGCAUCUAUAUCCUCACCUGUACUCAGACAACCACUUACAAACAUUGGUGGCACUGUACAUGUGAAAUCAAAUAAAUUAUGCAUAGCUUUAUUGGAAAGCAGAGUAAGCAGAAGAGAGCUGUUUCUAAAAGGGAAUUUGCCCCUUAGAACAAGUGAAGCAUCCCUGGGUGAUAAAAUUGACAUGAAAUGUGAAGUUCUCGAAGUACGGGCAAAGAACAUUCUGAGUGGCCAGGUUGACACCCAGUUGCAGAUAACUGGUUCCAUACUGCAGCCAACCAUCUCAGGCAAUAUUAAGUUGAGCCAUGGAGAGGCAUAUUUACCGCAUGAUAAGGGUAGUGGAGCUGCACCUUUGAAUAGGCUGGCAUCAAAUCAGUCCAGGCUUCUGGGUAGCGGUGUCAACAAAGCAGUUGCUUCUAGAUAUGUCUCACGGUUUUUCGGUUCUGAACCUGCUUCUUCAAGGACCAAACUCCCACAACCCUCUGUUAAAUCAGCUGGAGUUGAGAAGGAGAUGGAGCUAGUGAACAUUAAACCAAGUGUUGAUGUACGCCUUAGUGAUUUGAAACUUGUUUUAGGACCUGAAUUAAGGAUAGUUUAUCCUUUGAUUCUUAACUUCGCUGUUAGUGGGGAACUUGAACUGAAUGGCUUGGCUCAUCCAAAGUGGAUAAAACCGAAGGGCACUUUAACAUUUGAGAAUGGUGAUGUGAAUCUUGUUGCAACUCAAGUAAGGCUUAAGCGGGAACAUCUCAAUAUAGCAAAAUUUGAACCGGAGUAUGGUCUAGAUCCAAUGCUGGACUUGGCUUUGGUUGGAUCAGAAUGGCAAUUCAGGAUUCAAAGUCGAGCCAGCAAUUGGCAGGACAAAUUGGUGGUCACUUCAACACGUUCUGUGGAGCAGGAUGUUCUCUCACCCACUGAGGCUGCUAGAGUGUUUGAGAGUCAAUUGGCUGAGUCCAUAUUGGAAGGUGAUGGCCAACUUGCAUUUAAAAAGCUUGCGACUGCAACACUUGAAACGCUAAUGCCAAGAAUCGAAGGGAAGGGAGAGUUUGGUCAGGCCAGGUGGAGGCUAGUGUAUGCCCCACAAAUCCCUAGUUUGCUAUCUGUUGAUCCCACGGCUGAUCCUCUCAAAUCUUUAGCCAGUAAUAUAUCCUUUGGAACAGAAGUUGAAGUCCAGUUUGGGAAACGUUUGCAGGCCUCUAUAGUUAGGCAGCUGAAAGAAUCAGAGAUGGCUAUGCAAUGGACCUUGAUUUACAAGCUUACAAGUCGUCUGCGAGUUCUACUACAAUCUGCACCUUCCAAACGUCUUCUUUUUGAGUAUUCUGCUACCUCGCAAGAUUAAUCUGCUAUCAGUUAUUUGUUUUAGGGCAAACCUGCUACCUGCCAUUUUCAGGGCUUUGCACAGGUAAAAGUGCCACAGUGAUGCUUAUCUUUCAAGUAAAACGAAGGGUAAGAGAGGUCUAGGGAAGGGGUAGUAGUUUUUGAAAAUGCAAAGGUAGGUUUAGUUUCGUAUUUCAUUCUUUGCUCAAAAUCAAGAGCUUGUUUAUAUUUGAAUCACCUUCAUCUUUGUACAGAUGUAAAAUUCAACAAAAUGAUAUAGUUUCAAGAGUAGAAAUAUAGUAUUGCUCAAUCUUUAGCCUUUUCAACUAAGUGUAUCAAAUGUAAGGAGUGAUUUCAUGAACUAAUAAAAUUAGAUUUCUUGGCUUUCCAA
Gossypium arboreum is the source of this 7370-nucleotide messenger RNA. Its product is annotated as protein TIC236, chloroplastic. Lineage: Eukaryota; Viridiplantae; Streptophyta; Magnoliopsida; Malvales; Malvaceae. Gene Ontology annotation, cellular component: plasma membrane. Gene Ontology annotation, biological process: protein secretion. The record is from RefSeq and is a predicted model, not a curated record.